UUUACUCGACCAGUCAAAGAUGUCCUGGCAAACGAAUAUCUCUGACAUAACACGUAGAUUAUUUCAUCUUCUGGAAUCUCACGAAAUGAGUGAUGUCACUCUGAUUGUUGGUGAAAAUGAGGAACGUUAUCCGACACACUCUUGGCUUCUCUCUAUGUAUAGUGAAGUGUUCUACGCCAUGUUUUAUGGCCCUAUGGCGGAGAAGAAACGGGAUAUCUUACUACCUAAUGAUGAUCAGAAAGCCGUUUCUAUUUUUAUAAAUUAUAUAUAUACAGAUAAAAUAGUAAUACGUUCAAUAGAAGAAGCCAUUCAUGGGUUACAUUUUGCGGAAAAAUACAUGAUAACGUUUAUGAAGGAGCAAUGUUUAUUAUAUCUUACAAAGUAUAUAUCGUCAGAUACCGUUCUCGAAAUAUACGAAACAGCAGCCCUACUUCAACAAAAUGAAUUAACAACGAAAUGUUGGAAUUACAUAGUUAAUAACGCAUCAGAAAUUAUUAAGCACGAUAGCGUUAAAAAUGUGAAAUAUGAAACUAUUUUGAAGAUUGUAUCGGAAGAUAAUUUAACGUUGCAAUCGGAGUUAGAUAUGUAUAACGCUGUCAUAAAGUGGGGUAAAGAAAGAUUUCAAGAUCAAUCUCCCGGGGAUCUUCGAAAAAACUUAGAGCCUUUGUUGCAACAGAUCAGAUUUUUAAGUAUGACUUCUGCAGAGUUUGCGGAAUCUCCGUGCCAAGAUGGUAUUCUUACUCACGAUGAACAGAUUGAUAUAUUUAGAGAAAUUUCUACGUCAAAGACUUACGAUAGUAACAAUAUACUGGACCAGUGGAGAAAACGGAGAGAAGCGGUUAAGUCGAGAAAGGUUUAUCAAUGUCCAACGUAUGUAUUAUAUCAGUAAUGUCAUACAAAUCAAGUUAAUUAUAAUUAAAAUGAAAAAUAAAACUAAAAAUUUAUUACUGUUUACUAGGAAUACAAAUGUAUGUAUAGUUUAAGGUAAUUCAGAUAAAUGUGAACAUUUGUAUAUGUGAGGUCCCAGACGAUGUCCGAAAUCGCGUAAAUCGCGGAAUUUUUGUGUUUAAAUUAUAAUGAUAGAUUAUAUAAGAGAAAGAGAAUAUAAGAUUAUAUAAGAGAGAAAGAGAAAAAAAACCCUUUAUCUAAACAACGAGUCCCGGGACUACUCCAACACGUGUUAAACAAUCUGUCAAUGUCAAAUCGAGAGAUGGAACUUUGACACAAACGCUCGUAUACAAUCGAAAUAGAUUAAGAAAUUGUGAAAAAGGAGAAGGUUCGAUGGUCAAAGAGACAUCGCGCUGGAUCGUUCGAAUUCUAAAAUGUCAUAAUAAAAGAAAUAAAGGGCUAAGUAAUGAGCGUGGAGGUAUAGACAGUGGUGAUAUUCGAAAUAUUUAAC
Messenger RNA from Centruroides sculpturatus (bark scorpion), 1399 nucleotides. RefSeq names its product BTB/POZ domain-containing protein 2-like. The record is from RefSeq and is a predicted model, not a curated record. Bases 20 to 889 code for a protein of 289 amino acids. Gene Ontology annotation, molecular function: protein binding. The transcript is spliced from 3 exons. Gene Ontology annotation, cellular component: cytosol; P-body. NCBI's taxonomy places the organism in Eukaryota, Metazoa, Arthropoda, Arachnida, Scorpiones, Buthidae. Gene Ontology annotation, biological process: neurogenesis.